AUGAGUCCCAAGCGCCAGUCCUCCCCCAUCACCACCCGCGCCUGUCAGUUCUGUCGGGUCCGUAAGAUUCGCUGCGACAACCUCAAGCCCACCUGUGGCUCCUGCCAGCGUCAUGAUCGCCCGUGUGUCUAUGUCGUCGACCCACCCCGGCAGAGACCCUCGCGCGCCCUCAUCAACGCCGCCCAUCGCCAGCGACGCGCCGCCGAGAGUGUGCUGGUGGCCCUGAAGAUGGCGGACCCGAGUGCCCGCGCCGCCCUCCUGGACGCCAUCCAGGUCAAGGAUGGGGCCCUACUGCAACUGCCCCCAACCGCCACGCUCCCCUCCGCCUCCGCAUCUUCAUCCGCAUCCUCAUCGGCAUCCGCAUCAGCAUCCGCAUCCGCAUCCGCCCACGACGAGGAGUACGAUCCCACCACCUUCCUCUCGCGCGACGAGUGCGGCACCGUCGGCAUCUUCGGGCCCUCGUCGGCCCUGCACGCCCGGAGUCCCGCCGGCCUGGCCGACGGGGGCCCAGCAGCGGCCGAGCCGGAUCGCUACCAGCUGAUCGCCGAGGCAGCACUGCAGCGCCAGCGUGAACCGGAUCUGCGGCGGUUGGCGUCCAUCGGCGGCAUCCCGGCCGAGCUGGCGCUGCAUCUGCUCGACCUGCACUGGAACCGCCAGCAUCACACCUUCCUGGUCACCUACCGCCCCGCCUUCAUGCGCGACCUCGUCACCGGCGGCCCCUACUGCUCCGACUUCCUGCUCAGCGCCGUCUUCGCCUGCUCCAGCAAGUUCUCCGAGCGCCUCGAGGUGCGCGAGGACCCCCGUCGGCCCGAGUCGGCCGGCAAGCAGUUCUUCGACCGCUGUGACCGGCUGCUGGCCGAGCAGGCGCUGCUGACGCACUCCAGCAUCCCCACCAUCGCCGGCCUGCUCAUGCUGGGCAGCACCUUCAACGCCCGCGGCCAGGUGUCCAAGGGCUGGCUGUACACGGGCUUCGCCCUGCGCAUGGUCUACGACCUGGGCUUGCACCUGGACUGCCGCGAGGUGGCCGCCAGCCCCGAGGACAUCGAGGUGCGCCGCCGCGUCUUCUGGGCGGCCUUCAUCUGCGACAAGCUGCAGAGCCUGUACUUCGGCCGCCCCUUCACCAUCCAGCUGCGCGACGCCCACGUCUCGCGCGACUUCCGGGACACCUUCGAGGAGAACGAGCUGUGGGCCCCCUACGUCGACCCGCAGAAGCCCGACCGCUACGCCCGCCCCCAAGCCCCGACGCGCAUCCAUUCCGUCACCGUCUUCCAGCAGCUGUGCGCCCUGUCCAAGAUCAUGACCCGCAUCAUCGACCGCUUCUACAUGGCCGGCGCCCCGGCCCCCCAGCCCCAGCCCCAGCCCCGCCCGCACCUGGACCGCAUCGACCGCCGUUUGGCCGCCUGGUACCGCAAGCUGCCCGCCGAUCUGCAGUUCGAGCCGUGGGCCGACGACGGCCGCGGCCCGCCGCGCAUCGUCGCCCCCAACGCCAUCAUCCUGCUGACCACCUACCACGCCCUGACCAUCCUGCUGCACCGCCCGUUCGUGGGCAGCGGGCCCCUGCGCGUCGAGGGCCCGCCGGCGGACUCGUGGGAGCGCUGCCUCACGGCGGCGCGCAACAUCACCAGCCUGGCGCUGGCGUACCGCGCCGCCUACUCGCUGCGGCGCGCCAACUACAUGCUCAGCUACGCCGUGUACGUGGCGUGCACCAUCCACGCGCGCAACCCGGCCAUCCGCGAGAGCACGCGGCGCCACGAGGCCUCGUCGCCGCUGACGGUGUGCCUGCGCUGCCUGGACGAGCUGGCCAUCCCCAACUGCGGCGUGUCGGCGCCCGCCCAGAUCAUCCGCCGGCUGAUGGAGGCCAACGGCAUGUCCGUGCCGACCGGUAUGUCCCUGCCCGGAGCGACGGCCGGGGGAGUGUCACUGACGGUGCCAGGCUGCGACCCGGCCACGCAGGACCCCUUCCAGGUCGACAUCAACCUGGACUUCCAGACGUUUCCGGGGCUGGACUUCAGCCCGGGCCGCCUGGAGCACGACAGCCAGCUGUCGGGGUUCCAGGACUUCAACCACCAGGACCUGGAUCUGCUGUUCGGGUUCAUGAACGAGCCGGACGCGUCGAUCUUCAACGGGGGGGUGCCGUACGGGCCGUGAGGAGUACUUCUACUUAGACAUCUAGACGUGAUAGAUUCGAUUCCCUGUCCCCUGCCGGGCCCUCCCCUCCCCCUUCGUAUUUCUCCCCCGAGCUUCUUUGAAUGAAAAAUCACGAGACACAUGCAUUCAAUCUAAUCUGGGUCUCGAUACCACCCAGCCAGCCGGACAUUCCAAGAACCCGCUAUGUACAGCAACACCGCUCCGCACCCCCCUGAUUCCCUCCUCUACUCCAACACCGCCGGGUCCUCCUUGACGGCCUGGUCGUAGUACGGCUGGAACGCCAGCCACAUCUUGCUGGAGUUGCCACUCUUCUUGUGCGUCAUCUCGGCCUCCUCCUUCUGGAUGUACACCUUCUCCCAGCCGGGUCCGGCGGCGGCGUUGGCCAUCAUCUGGGCGUGGCAGCAGCGGUCCAGCGCGAUGAACAGGAAGGCGGCCUCGUCGACGGUGCGGCCGCAGGUGAUCAUGCCGUGGUUCUGCAGGAUGACGCUGCGACAGGUG
Messenger RNA from Aspergillus heteromorphus CBS 117.55, 2646 nucleotides. RefSeq names its product nitrogen assimilation transcription factor NirA. The coding region runs from base 1 to 2148 and encodes 715 amino acids. The transcript is spliced from 3 exons. Gene Ontology annotation, molecular function: DNA-binding transcription factor activity, RNA polymerase II-specific; DNA binding; zinc ion binding. The record is from RefSeq and is a predicted model, not a curated record. Gene Ontology annotation, biological process: regulation of DNA-templated transcription; DNA-templated transcription. Lineage: Eukaryota; Fungi; Ascomycota; Eurotiomycetes; Eurotiales; Aspergillaceae.